This is a messenger RNA of Ictalurus furcatus (blue catfish), 4424 nucleotides long. Its product is annotated as kinesin-like protein KIF14. The record is from RefSeq and is a predicted model, not a curated record. The transcript is spliced from 29 exons. Gene Ontology annotation, biological process: microtubule-based movement. The coding region runs from base 29 to 3934 and encodes 1301 amino acids. Gene Ontology annotation, molecular function: microtubule motor activity; microtubule binding; ATP binding. Lineage: Eukaryota; Metazoa; Chordata; Actinopteri; Siluriformes; Ictaluridae.
UGCGGCUUUAUCAUCUAACGAACUGAAGAUGGAAAACAGUGCGGUGACGGUGGCGGUGCGAGUGAGACCCUUCAGUCACAGGGAAAACAAUGAGAAUGCUCGUCGAGUGAUUUUCAUGGAGAAUCACGAGACUGUAGUUCAGCAUCCCGACACUAAACAGACGUACACCUUCUCUUUCGACUUCUCCUUCUACUCGGCUGAUGAAAUGGCCCCGAAUUUCGCCGGUCAGCAGACCAUUUAUGAAAAGCUGGCUAGACCCUUACUCGAAAGAGCGUUCGAAGGAUUUAACACCUGCCUUUUUGCGUAUGGACAAACGGGCUCGGGAAAAUCCUACACUAUGAUGGGUUUUGGUGAGGAGGCUGGCGUUAUACCCAGAUUCUGCGAGGAGCUUUUUGCAAGAGUGUCCAGUGCUGAUAAAAACGAGGUGACAUGUCACCUGGAGAUGAGCUACUUUGAGGUGUAUAAUGAGAAGAUCCACGAUUUGCUUGUGGUGAAGGAUGAGCAACACCAAAAGAAGAUGCCCUUGCGGGUCAGAGAACACCCGACUGAUGGGCCGUAUGUUGCAGAUCUUUCUACGAAUGUGGUCAGCUCCUAUGCUGAUGUCCAGGCCUGGCUUGAGCUUGGAAAUAAACAGCGAGCUACUGCUGCUACAGGAAUGAAUGACAAAAGCUCCCGGUCUCACUCUGUCUUCACUCUGGUCAUGACUCAGACUAAGACAGAAUUAGUGGAGGGAGAAGAACAUGAUCACAGAAUAAUCAGCAGAAUAAACCUGGUGGAUUUAGCUGGCAGUGAGCGCUGUGGCGUAGCUCAGACCAGUGGAGACCGGCUGAGGGAAGGAGCAAGCAUCAACAAGUCUUUGCUCACUCUGGGGAAGGUGAUUUCUUCACUCUCUGAGCAAGCUCAGGGCAGAAAGAAAAUCUUCAUUCCAUACAGGGAGUCGGUCCUGACAUGGUUACUGAAGGAAAGCCUGGGUGGAAACUCAAAAACGGCCAUGAUCGCAACACUGAGUCCAGCCACGAGCAACAUGGAUGAGAGCCUGAGCACUCUGCGCUAUGCUCAGCAGGCUCGCCUGAUCAUCAACGUAGCCAAGGUCAACGAGGACACCAAUGCCAAGCUGAUCCGAGAGCUGAAAGCAGAGGUGGAGAAGCUGCGGGCCGCCCAAAUGAGCUCGCAGGACAUCGAUCCAGAGAAGAUGAGACAAUUCCAGCAGGAAAUCUUCGCCCUGAAGUCUCAACUCUCUCAGCAGGAACGCGAAAUGGCUGAGGUGCACAGAACAUGGAAGGAGAAACUAGAGCACGCCGAGAGGAGAAAACGUGAAGAGACCAAAGAGCUCCAGCGUGUAGGCAUCACACUUAAAGUGGAUAACCGGCUCCCCAACCUUGUGAACCUGAAUGAGGACCCUCAGCUGUCAGAGAUGCUCUUAUACAUGAUUAAGGAGGGGCAGACUAAGGUCGGCAAGGUCAAGUCUGAGUCAGCCCAUGACAUCCAGCUCUCUGGGGCUCUUAUUGCUGAUGAACAUUGUAUUAUCUCCAAUGUUAAUGGCACAGUCAGCAUCACCCCCAUGGAAAAUGCCAAAACCUUUGUGAAUGGAAACCUUGUAUCUGAAGCCACCAUCCUCCACCAUGGUGACCGAGUGAUUCUUGGAGGAGAUCACUAUUUCCGCUUCAACCACCCGGCCGAGGUGCAAUGUGGAAAGCGAGUGUCCUGUUGGAGCAAUGGAGAUGGCCAGAAAGACUUUGAGUUUGCCAAGAAUGAGCUACUUUCAGCUCAAAGAGCUCAACUAGAGGCAGAGAUUGAAGACGCCCGACUGAAAGCCAAAGAGGAGAUGAUGCAGGGGAUCCAGGUGGCCAGAGAAAUGGCCCAGAAAGAGUUGUCUGACCAGAAGCUUCAGUAUGAGAACCGGAUCAAAGUCCUGGAGAAAGAACUUGAGGAAGAGAAUGAAAGAAAAAGAGCAGAGGAGCUUGAGAGGCAGAAGGUGGUCAGCAAGAUGGAGAAACUAGAGACCGCAAAGUCUCUCCUGGAACAAGAAAUGAGCAUGCACAAGAAACGGAUACAAAUGGAGGCCCAGGCUGCCAGACAGGCCAUGGUUGAUAAUGAUAUUCGACAUGCUAAAAUCCUUGAAGCGCUGGAAGCGGAGAAGAGGAAAAUUGCAGAAGAUCUAGCUGAUAUUCAGAAGAGACGUGCCCUGAAGGUGAACCAGACUCCCAAGACUGCUCCUCCACAAUGGGAUGCCAUGAAAUUGUCUCUUAUGAUUGAAGAAGCUAACAAAAUAAGCGCCAAAUUCAGGAAACACACAGUGUUUGGCAGACAUGAAGUAUCUGAGAAGGGGAGUGAAGGAGGAAACACUGAGACGCAAAUCCAAGUGCAGAACACUAAACUGGGCAUCUCCACCUUCUGGAGCAUGGAGAAAUUUCAAAGCAACCUGGCUGUCAUGAGGGAGCUGGAACAGGGCGUUUGCACCUCUAAAGAUGACGAUGUGUUUUAUGACCCCAACGAUCACUGGGAACCAGAUAUAUCUUCAGCAUCUGCAGAGUCAUCCUUUUCUCGCAGAAGGAGCAGGAGUCUGCUGAGGAGCAGGCGCAUCUCUGGGCGACUCUAUGAGAUCCGAGUGCACCCCAUUCAGAGCUUAAACUGCACCUCCUCACAGCCAACAGGCCUGAUAAGCAUGAGCAAAUCCCCUUCUUUUCAUUCCAGCAGUUCAGACUCGGCCUUGCCCGGCAUCUGCAAAGAUCUGAUAGCUGCCACAGUUUCCUGUUUACGUACUAGUUCAUCAGCAGAAGAGAGCGAGAGCCUGGCAGACAAACUCACUCUGGACCUUCUGUCCAUUUAUAACGCUGCAAACUCCAUCGCAGGCUUGUACGGGAAACUGGAUGACAACAGCCAGGAGAACUUGUUUGCAUGUAGCACUGAAGCACAGACUCAUCUUGUGAGAGCUACCUCGGCUAUCGAGAGAGCGGGGUUCGUUACCAUGCACUGGGUCUCCAACGUCAACUCCAGCACUCAGUCAGUGUCCCAAACUGUGGAGGAGCUCAAGACCGAAGUAAAGAAUACAGGAGGAUAUUUUCAGCUCCUUAUUCAGGGCUGUGAAUCUGAAAUCUCCUCAAUGGUGACAGAGGCCCUGAGGAAGAUGGGUAGGAGUAUAGACGCAGCUCUGAGCACCACUGCUCACCUGGCAGCAGUAACUGGCACACAUCUUCAUCUGACUGAACACGGAUCAGACGCUGUAGGCAAAGUGAAGAGGUCUGCUGGGAUGUGUCUGCGCAAGGGAAUGUGCCGAGGUGUGCGAGCUCUUCUGGAGGAGGCUCUGCUCAUCAGCCGAGAGAUGCUCAGACAUGCUCAGUUAGCUCAACCUAGAACUCAGAUUUUACAAAACCUUAAAGUGAAAAUGCUGGAGGUGGCAAAAAAUUUGCAAAGUUACAUUCACUGCAACAUGCUGGAGAAUCCUGACCCUACGGAGAAUGAUCAAGAGGGAGCCGACGCUGUGCAGAUGGAAUGUUUGAAAAACACGGCCUCCAGUCUCUUUCAGCUUAACCAUGCUCUCCAGCAGCUUCACUCCUCCUUAUCUCGCACUCUCAGAGGUAGAGGCAGCGAUGUUGGGCUCGGGUCUUUCAGAGAUACAAUCCAGUCUUUGACCAAGACCAUUUGUGACCUUGUGCGUGGAUUACCGAGACAGACGGACGUCUGCCCCGCUGGUACUCUUCAGCUGCCAUGUUUAAAGAGCGUCAUGGAUGCCCGAGAUGACCUGCACUCUGCAUUGUCCUCUCUGGCAGAACUGUUUGAUGAGAGCAGUGAAGAAAAUAUGGAAUCCAGGAUCUUCGUGAAUGAUGAGGUCCAGGAACCAGCUCAAGGCCCAAGAAACCAAACCGUUCCCAAAAUCAUGUACUCGCUGUCCUUGGGUGUCCGCCCGUGCUCCAGAGACAUUCAGUGGGUUUGAGCUGUCUCUUCUGAGUCAGAUAUAGGAGAAAUGUUCUUUACACUAGUUUAAGUACAAGUAGUAAUACUAAAGAAAUUUCCAACAUGCACAUUUUUCCAUUAAGACGUACUGUAUUAUUAAAUGUACAAAUAUAACGUUUUUUGUAUGUGAUUAUGCUUGUGUGGGGAUGAAUAUUACCUUUCUUCUGUAGAAUAUUUGCGUGUUUAUAUAUAACGGGUGUUUAUUUCUUGUAUAUUACCACGGAUAUAGUAAUAAGGUGCAGUUGGUGAUACAAAAAACUGUAUUAUUAAAAUAACUAUUUCAUCUUUAAAAAAAAAAAUCACUCAUGACUUUUGUAUGCACUGUUUUGCGUCUUUGCACAAACGUUUUACAAUUGCUGUCGUACAUUUGUCCCUUUACGUUGCCAUUAAAGAAUCAAUUUCUUUACAAUCAUGUAAUAAUUCAAUAGUUUAUGUAUUAUUUUUCAUAAUAAACACUGAUUUUAGCUGCA